UUUAACAAGUUUGAAACAAAAGAUUUGCCAAAUUAAGGAAAAAAGUGAUGAAGGCGCUCAAUCCAGAAAAGGAUUGGGCUUGCCGGGCAGCCAAACACCCCCAAAUGAUGACUACAUAAUAAUAAAAAGCAGAGAGAGAGCAGAGGGUGCCACAAUUGUCAAAAAUUGUUGUCACAGAGAAGCAGCGUGGAGCUUCUUCAGUGUGAAGUAGUGAGCUUCAACUUCAACGAUUACAAAAGAAACCAGACUAGUGAGCUUCGUAGAAGCACUAGAAGCAUAAAAAGACGAUAAAUUUGAAUCUGAUUUCUGACAUGACCUUCAGAGCGUCACGCAUGUCAGCUCGAUCCUUUAAGCUUUUCACACAUUUGCCUUCCAUGCAAGCCCCUCCUCUCCUCUCUCGCCAGAUUAGCAUGGAUGUAAAAAGUUUUGCUUCUCGGCUUAGUAGUUCUGGCCUAUUACGUAGCCAGGGCCUUAUCGGAGGGAAAUGGUCUGAUGCAUAUGAUGGGAAAACCAUACAGGUUCACAAUCCAGCAACUGGCGAAGUAAUAACAACUGUCCCAUGCAUGGGUCAAAAGGAGACAAAUGAUGCAAUAUCUUCAGCCUAUGGUGCAUUUAAUUCUUGGAGCAAGCUCACUGCUGCUGAAAGGAGCAAAUGUCUAAGGAAAUGGUAUAAUUGCUGUCCUGUGAUUCUAUAUCUGGUUCACAAUCCAGCAACUGGCGAAGUAAUAACAACUGUCCCAUGCAUGGGUCAAAAGGAGACAAAUGAUGCAAUAUCUUCGGCCUAUGGUGCAUUUAAUUGUAUGGGAACUGAUCCACGUUGUGAAUUUGUGAUUACGUUAGACAGUUGA
Prunus avium (sweet cherry) is the source of this 848-nucleotide messenger RNA. The record is from RefSeq and is a predicted model, not a curated record. Lineage: Eukaryota; Viridiplantae; Streptophyta; Magnoliopsida; Rosales; Rosaceae.